CGGGAUUUCCAGAGCUCUGCGGACUCAUCGAGCUGCUGGAGUUUCGUCCCCCCCUGCCACCAGCACAGCUCGAGGUGUUUGACAGCAAGGGAGACCAAGUUGAACAUCAAUUGAGGCGCAACCCCCCGCGGCCCAGGCCCCCCUCUUCAUGCGGCUCUGGCCGAUCGAUCUGGGUGAAAGCGUCCUCUCGACAUAACAAUGGCGGACGAUGCCCUCGAUCGAGAUGCGCCCGCGGAGUCUCAGCAGAGCGCGAAAUCGGGCCUGUCCCCGACCUCCAGCAGUGACAGCGAGCAGAGUGUUGGCAGCAACAGCAACGGCGAUCCGAGUCGUACCCUCGCUAGAGCUGGUCACGAGGGUUUCGUGCAGCCGUCUUCUUACUUGCGGCCGCAAGCCCAUUCCCAUCCAGUGACGCCGGCGCAACCCGAGAGAACUAUCGACCGUGAAGAGCGACUGGGUCUGCGUGCGAUUCGAGACUUUCUCAAGGUCCGCAACAGCUACGAUGUGCUUCCGCUCAGUUUCCGACUGAUCGUCUUCGAUACCUCGCUCUCCGUCAAAGAGAGCUUAAAUAUCCUCAUUCAGAAUGGCAUUGUCUCCGCACCGUUAUGGGACUCCAAGACGUCCACCUUCGCCGGUCUGCUGACCACGUCCGAUUAUAUUAAUGUUAUCCAGUAUUAUUUUCAGAAUCCCGCCGCCCUAGAUCAGAUCGAUCAAUUUCGACUGUACAGCCUGAGAGAAGUGGAAAAGGCACUUGGCGUUGCACCUCCAGAGACGAUAUCGAUUGAUCCCGAACGACCACUCUACGAAGCAUGCAGGCGUAUGCUUGACUCGAGAGCUCGAAGAAUACCGCUUGUAUCCAAUGACAGCCAGACAGAUAGGUCACUGGUUGUGAGCGUCGUGACUCAGUAUCGAAUCCUUAAGUUCGUAGCGGUCAACGUUGGUGACACGCAAAAGCUGCGGAAGCCCUUGAAAGAGCUCCGUCUGGGCACAUAUGAUAACAUUGUAACGGCAUCAAUGGAAACUCCGGUCAUUGACGUUAUCCAUAGCUUGGUUGAGCGUAGCAUAUCCAGUGUUCCGAUCGUCAAUUCCGAAGGAGUCGUAUACAAUGUUUUCGAAGCGGUCGAUGUCAUCACUCUGAUCAAGGGCGGUGUAUACGACGAUUUGAAUCUAAGCGUGGGUGAAGCGUUGAAGAAGCGCUCUCCAGACUUCCCGGGCAUUUAUACUUGUUCGGCCGAGGACGGCCUCGACACCAUCUUCGACACGAUCCGCAAAUCCCGCGUUCACCGUCUCGUCGUGGUCGACGAUCACUUCCGGUUAAAGGGAGUCCUCACGUUGAGUGACAUACUACAUUACAUUCUGCUAGAAGGCGAAAAUGAUGAAUUGUGAUCAUGAUGUAAAGGUUAUACGCAUGGAACGGGCGUUUGUCGGGUUGGAGUUAGAAACCCAAUGCAUGAAAUAUUGGCUCUGGAUCAUGACUGCAUAGUUGAGUCGGCCAUGCCUAAUCCAGUGAUACACCGGAAAGGCAACAAUUGAUGUUUGAACAAAAGCAAUGACCGGCUAGCGUCUCCUUGCGUCGGGACGUAUCUAGGAGAUACUUGGUAUUGUUCGUCCUUUUCCGGUACUUAGAUGGUCAAUGAAGUUCUUUCGGUCCUCUCCGAUCUCUGUUCACUUCUGCGGCUUCUCACUCUGAUGCUAAGCGUCUAGAGUGACGAA
Molecule: messenger RNA, 1710 nt
Organism: Paecilomyces variotii
Lineage: Eukaryota; Fungi; Ascomycota; Eurotiomycetes; Eurotiales; Thermoascaceae
Exons: 6
Coding region: 199-1383 (394 amino acids)
Source: RefSeq, a predicted model, not a curated record